GACCACUCUGCCCCUCGCUCUCUUCUGCUGCUGCACUCCACUCCUCUCCACCACUUCACUAGCUCGGGUCUCAAGCUGAACCACUUCAAGAAAUAAACCCCUGCUGUGCUGCACGCACCCGCCAUGGCCAGGCCGCUACGUUCCUUCUGCCUCCACCGGAUCAGGUCCGCCGGCGGCGGCGCCGCGUCCACCGCCGCGCCGCCGUCGAUAUGUGGCGCCAAUAAGGAGGUCAGUUCCAGCGACGACGGCGGCGACAGCAAGUCGGUGAUGGACGAGGAGGUGAAGAAGGGCGGCAAUGGCAACGAGGCCGCCGCCGUCGUCGUGGGGAGGAAGGUGAUGGUGGCGGCGGACGGCGGCAGCGAGGAGUCCCGGACGGCGCUGCAGUGGGCGCUGUCGCACGCCGUCCGGCCCUGCGACACGCUCGUCCUGCUCGAAGUCGUCAGGGGCGGCGGCGGCAACGGCAAGAACCGACGCGAUCCAAGAGGGUGUCAGCACCUGGAGGCCAUGAGGAGCAUCUGCCAGGCCAAAAGACCAGAGGUGCGCGUGGAGGUUUCCGUGGUGGAAGGGAAGGACCGUGGCCCGGCGAUCGUGGAGGCGGCGAGGAAGCUGGGCGUGUCGCUCCUCGUCGUCGGCCAGAAGAAGCGCUCCGUCACGUGGCGGCUGCUGUCGAUGUGGAUGGCCGGCGCGGCGGCCGGAGCCGGUGGGAGCGCCGCCGACUACUGCGUGCAGCACGCGGCGUGCAUGGCGCUGGCCGUCCGGCGGAAGAGCCGGCGAGGCGGCGGCUACCUCAUCACCACCAGGCGCCAGAGAGAUUUCUGGCUCCUCGCCUGAGGUCAUGACUAGGUGGUAUAGAUAAGGUUAAUGUGCUGAAGAUUAUAUAGAUAGGGGAAUAAUGCUGUUUGGUGUUGGCUUAAUGGCUUGGUUUGGCUUGUUGCUGCACUGCUGAUCUAGAACUUGCAUGGGAUUGGGGAAGGGAACAUUGGACUAUUCAUGGUUUGCAUUUCGCAACAAUGAAUUGAAAGUUUAUGGAA
Setaria italica (foxtail millet) is the source of this 1031-nucleotide messenger RNA. RefSeq lists its product as uncharacterized. The transcript is spliced from 3 exons. The coding region runs from base 124 to 831 and encodes 235 amino acids. The record is from RefSeq and is a predicted model, not a curated record. NCBI's taxonomy places the organism in Eukaryota, Viridiplantae, Streptophyta, Magnoliopsida, Poales, Poaceae.